Molecule: messenger RNA, 2878 nt
Organism: Phascolarctos cinereus (koala)
Lineage: Eukaryota; Metazoa; Chordata; Mammalia; Diprotodontia; Phascolarctidae
Source: RefSeq, a predicted model, not a curated record
UCACGUAAGUGUAGAGUGUAACUCAGUCAUUGUCACUACUGUAUUCAUAAGAAGGGAAGAUGGACCGGCAUCAAGUUGGCGUGGAAAGAGAAAGUGAGGCCUCUAUUGCUGGUGACAGCAAGUUGUGAUGGAAAGAGGGCUGGAUAGGGAGUCUUGGAUUCAAAUCCUGGCUCAACCAUUAACAAACUGUGUCAUGAAGACCUUGGGUAUCAUGGACCUCAGCUAUGAGGCUGAGAGUCCCCUGGCUCCUCCUGUUGAACUUCUAGAACAACUGGCACACUACAGUUGGCCUUUUCAAGGCCAAACACAAAGCUCCCUACCUUCAACAUCCUUGAGGAAACUCAGCGAUCAGAGGAACCGGCCGAUAUUUCUGCAACACAGCAUUCCCGUCAUGACAGAGGAGAUGGCCCGGAAUGCCCUCCUGAGCUUUGUGAAUUCCAGGUGUUGCUAUGGCAACCGAGCAGCCGGGGAGCUGGUCAUUCAGGAUCUGAGGCAACAGAUGCUAUACAGAUAUCGACUGGAGACCUUUAGUGAAUCCAGGUUAAGUGAAUGGACAUUUCAACCUUAUACUAAUCACUCAGUAGAUGGCCCGAAAAAAGGAGCAUCUCCCAGGCCUUGGGACAUCAAAGUGCACGUCCCUCCCAUGUUUCAGGAGGAGACCAAGAAAUUUCAAGUACCUCACUCUUCCUUAGUUAAGGAUUGCCACAAAUGCCAGGGACGAGGACGGUACAAGUGCAGCGGAUGCCAUGGAGCUGGCACGAUGCGAUGUGCCUCCUGCAGUGGGGCCAAACGCAAGGCUAAGCAGUCCCGAAGAUGUCAGGUGUGCUCUGGUUCUGGGCGGAAGAGGUGUAGCACCUGUUCAGGUAGGGGGAACAAGACCUGUGCAACAUGUAAGGGAGAGAAAAAGUUACUGCACUUCAUUCAGCUGGUCAUCACCUGGAAAAACAGCCUGUUUGAGUUUGUCACUGAGCACCACAUGAACUUUCCAGAGGAGCUGUUGGCUAAAGUCAGAGGAGAAAAUAUAUUUAAGGAUGAAAAUGCUAUGGUGUAUCCUAUUGUUGACUUCCCCAAGCAAGAGAUCUCUUUAGCAUCCCAGAGAGGCAUUGCUGAGCACACUACUGCUUUGGCUGGGAGGUCUCGAGUUCUCCAGCAGUUUCCUGGAAGAUGGCACGUGCUGCCUCAUUCAAUGUCUCACCUUGAAAAAGAAGAAACAAUUUCUUUUGCUGAACUACAGGAGGGUCUAAUGCAGCAAUUUCACAAUAAGGAGGUCCCAGAAAUAAUCAAAGGGCUCUUGAAAAUAUACAACCUAAGACUAUCUCCUCUCCCUACUUCCAGCAGUCUUAUUGGGUAGUUGAACUGCUAAUUAACAUCAGGCUAGCCAGUGAUAAUCUUAAUUGGUUGUCAUCCUGUCUCUCGUUGGUCUGAUAGUGAUUGAGAGGUCAACUAGUCAAUGACAAAGGAGGUGUGAGAAUGCUGAGGGUUUUCCUAAUUCUUUAUUACUAGUAUUGUUCACAUUUCUAGUAUUAUUCAACAUAAGAAGAUGGUCCUAGGCAACAUUCUGAGGGUGUAAAAUGUAUGCUUUUUUCUCUGGAAAUGGAACAGCCGUUGGUAAUGAAUUCUCAGCUUGCUACACUGUUUCUUCCUCAACUCUUUGCAAAUACCCACAGGCUUAGGGAUGGAAGGGAAAUGCUUUAAGCUGGGUCCCCCAGUGACCAAGUAUAGUUUGGAGCCUUACCUGUGAUGUAGUCAUUAAUUCAUUCACUCUUAUAAGAAGGUCUCAAGGACACUAGUCACCCUCGGUUAUUUAUUGGGCACCCAUAGGAUGAAAGUCAAGGCAUUAUGGGAUCUGCAGUGUGCCUUAGAUUCGAUUUUACAAUUUCUACCCCUAGGGAACACAAUCUCGUGGGAAGAAGAAUGAGACAUUUUAACAAAUGUCAUUACUCAAGACAGACAUUGAGACUUAAGUAGGGAGAAAAGCCUAAGGUGGUAGGGAAAGGUGGUUCUGGAUUAAUCUUUGAAAACUUCUUGAAGAAGGGGGAUUUUUUAACAAGGAGCAAUUGCAAGGAUACUUCUGUAGAUCUUCAUACCCCUGCAUCACUAAAGUUUAAAGACAACACUAUAUUUCCCACUUCCCUGGAUUCUAUAUUUUAAUUAAGGUUUAGACAGUUCUAUUGACUCUGAUAUCCCCUAUUUAGCUAUACCUUGUGAACUGUUCCUUGACAGGGGACUGAAUGUUCAGUCCACAGGUCAAUUCCAGUGUUCCCAUUUCCAGAGUAAAGUUUCUAAGGAAAUCUGGAACAUGUAAGAUAGAAAUGUUACAUGGAAUCACUAGGAGAAGUAAAUAUAAUCUAUAAUCUACAUAAUCCAGCCUUAUCAAUGGAUAUACCCCAUUUACCAAGCUACAGUUAAUCUUUUUUGAAGGGGAGCUGAUCCAUAUCCAGUUCUAAUAACAUCCAAAUUCUGCUAUUCCAAGAAGCCACAUUCCUCUAGGCUUUAGGGUUUACAAAGUGCUCCCCUCACAAAAACCUAUGAGAUAGGGAGUGGAAGUAGUAAUAUCCCCAUUUUAUGGAAGGGAAAACAGGCUCAGAGAGGUAAGAUGACUCCACCCUCUGCCCUGGAAGAUAUCAGAGCUGAGAUCUGAAGCUAGGCUUCCUAAUUCCAAAUUAAGCAUGACUUUUUCCUACAUCAUUCUAGAAGGUUUCGGGUUUCCUCAUGUUGAAGGGAUAUCUUCAACCAAACAGUGUUUUUGUGUUGGUGAAGGUAAUGAUUCUUUCUGCCUGAUGAUUCUUUUUUUUUCUCCUACAUAAUAGUGAUUUCAGUAUUUUCCGUGGUGUUGGACUUUCUUUGAGUCUUUAUAGGAGCAUUGAGUUCUGCCUUC